AGUGAAAGGAUAUCAAACCAAAACCAAAGAAGCUGCAUCACGCCAUUUUUAACAUCACCACCACUAGUCACUCUCUCUCGGUCCCGCCAUUUUCCGAUUUUCCAUUGCUACACUGCGCCGCGGCGAUUCAAUUCAGCCCUAAUCCAAUCCACAAUCUAUAUCUUCAUCUGUUUCUACACAGGUCCUUUAUAGAUCCUGUAACAAUUUUAUAAACAGUGCUUGUUAUCAGUUCAAAUCCUUGAAGGUUUUCGUUUGUAGCAGGGAGAGCUAAGCUAGUUAGUUAGCUCUCUCAGCCUAUUAAUACACAGUCUAGCUGUUUUAACUUUCAAUGGCGACAACUACACACUUAUGUGGAAUCAAAACACCUUAUUGUUUCUCGAAGAGCAAUCUACGGUCCCGAUAUUUGUGCUCACAGCCACGGAUUAACUUUGAUCCACUUACUGAACUGCGUGGAGUGAUUAGGGUUUCGGCUCCGAGCAUGGGAAGAGGUCUGAAGGUUGUUUGUGAUGCGAGAAAGAAUGACGUUUUGGUACAAAAUAAGACGACAGUCGAAGGUUUAGAAGGAUCAGCUAACCAACUAUCAUGUGUGAUGAAGUUUGGUGGAUCUUCGGUUGCAUCGGCAGAUAGAAUGAAAGAAGUAGCUGAGCUUAUCCUCAGCUUUCCAGAAGAGAAUCCUGUGAUAGUUUUGUCUGCUAUGGGCAAAACUACGAACAAGCUUAUAGCGGCUGGAGAAAAGGCUGCAAGCUGUAUUUCGGAUGUGUCUGAAAUCGAUGAGUUGAGUUUUGUGAAAGAACUGCACUACAGGACAGUGGAUGAGCUUGGUUUAGACAGAUCAAUCAUUACAGACCACUUAGACAAGCUAGAGAAGCUGCUGAAUGGGAUUUAUGUACUGAAAGAGUUGACUCCACGUGCAAGAGAUUACAUAGUCUCGUUUGGGGAGUGCAUGUCCACCAGAAUAUUUGCAGCUUACUUGAAUAAAAUCGGUGUCAAAGCCCGCCAAUACGAUGCAUUUGAUAUUGGUUUUAUAACAACAGAUGACUUUACUAACGCGGAUAUUCUAGAAGCAACUUAUCCAGCUAUAGCAAACAGACUUCUUGGUGAUUGGAUUAGUGAUCCUGCAAUCCCUAUAGUUACUGGCUUUCUUGGGAAGGGUUGGAGAACUUGUGCAGUGACUACAUUGGGCAGAGGUGGUAGUGAUUUGACCGCCACCACCAUCGGUAAAGGAUUGAACUUGCGAGAAAUUCAGGUUUGGAAAGACGUGGACGGUGUUUUGACGUGUGAUCCUAACAUAUAUCCAGGUGCAGAACCUGUGCCAUAUUUAACAUUUGAUGAGGCUGCUGAACUUGCAUAUUUUGGUGCUCAGGUGCUGCAUCCACAGUCUAUGAGGCCUGCAAGAGAGGGUGAUAUUCCCGUUAGGGUUAAAAAUUCGUACAACCGUAAUGCUCCAGGUACCCUAAUCACUAAAUCAAGGGACAUGUCAAAGGCAAUACUUACUAGCAUUGUUUUGAAACGUAAUGUAACAAUGCUGGAUAUUGUUAGCACUCGCAUGCUUGGACAAUUUGGAUUCCUCGCCAAGGUAUUCGCUACUUUUGAAGAUUUGGGUAUUUCAGUGGAUGUUGUGGCUACUAGUGAAGUUAGUCUUUCAUUAACAUUGGAUCCAUCAAAACUGUGGAGCAGAGAGUUGAUUCAGCAGGAACUUGAUAAUGUUGUUGAAGAACUUGAGAAGAUUGCUAAAGUGAAUCUUUUACAACACCGGUCAAUUAUUUCACUGAUCGGGAAUGUUCAGAGGUCCUCACUAAUAUUAGAGAAGGUAUUUCAUGUUCUUCGUAAAAAGGGGGUCAAUGUUCAGAUGAUAUCUCAAGGAGCAUCCAAGGUGAACAUAUCAUUGAUAGUUAACGACGAUGAAUCAGAAAAAUGUGUGAGGGCUCUUCAUGAGGCUUUCUUUGAGAGUGAUCUAGCCGACCUGGUCCACGAGAAUGGUUCAUCACCACAUGGUAGCUAAUUCUUUAGCCCCAACAAUAUUGGUUGUUUGGGGGUUGCAAUUGUUGGUUCUUUCGUUUCAGAAUAGUUAAGAUAUGUGUCGUUUCUGUAAUAGAGGUGAGUUUUCACGCUACGGGGGUGUUUGGGAUUCGGUUAUUAAAAUUGUUCGUUUGCUUAUAACGUUUUAGUAUAGCUAGUUAACUUUGGUUAUGUUUGCAGUUUCAUAAUCAACCAUACACUAUUCUAUUAGGUUCUUCUCCUUUUCUAGUUGUAUGUAUUUUUCUUAUUUAAAUUAA
Helianthus annuus (common sunflower) is the source of this 2276-nucleotide messenger RNA. RefSeq names its product aspartokinase 2, chloroplastic. Gene Ontology annotation, cellular component: chloroplast stroma. Bases 329 to 2002 code for a protein of 557 amino acids. Gene Ontology annotation, biological process: amino acid biosynthetic process. The record is from RefSeq and is a predicted model, not a curated record. Gene Ontology annotation, molecular function: aspartate kinase activity. The transcript has 14 exons. Lineage: Eukaryota; Viridiplantae; Streptophyta; Magnoliopsida; Asterales; Asteraceae.